This is a messenger RNA of Cuscuta campestris, 1573 nucleotides long. NCBI's taxonomy places the organism in Eukaryota, Viridiplantae, Streptophyta, Magnoliopsida, Solanales, Convolvulaceae. The record is from the annotation of a GenBank genome assembly.
CUUCCGGAGCUUCUUAAAAUGCUCCAGACUGCAGAGGAGAACCUUACUAAGGGCAAGGGUGCUUCCGUCCUUAUGGUCCAAGGCGGAAAGGGGAAGCCGAAGAAGGGGAUUAAGAUUAAGGCUAGGACGGUCGGAAAGCCUAAAUCGAAGUCCACUUCAUCUGCAACCCAGAAACCCAUAGGAGGAGUUGCAAAGGGCAAAUGUCAUCACUGUGGUAAGGCAGGCCACUGGAGAAGAAACUGCAAGACAUACCUCGCAACCAAGAAGAAGGAAGGUACGACCAUUUCUUCUGAGGUGUAUGUUAUAGAAGUUAACAUGUCUAUAUCUUCAUCAUGGGUACUAGAUACUGGAUGUGGGUCUCAUAUCUGUACUACCAUGCAGGGACUGAAGCAGAGUAGACGGUUAGCUCGAGGCGAGAUUGAACUCCGAGUCGGCAAUGGUGCACCUGUUGCAGCUUUGGCAAUCGGAACUUAUAGUUUAGUCUUGCCUAGUGGUCUAAUGUUGGAAUUAAACGAUUGCUUGUACGUUCCUGCAAUUAGCAGAAACAUUAUUUCUGUUUCAUGUCUUGGUAAGAGUGGUUUCAUCAUUUCUAUUAAAGACAGGUCCCUUUCCGUUUACAGAAAGAAUGUUUUCUAUGCUAAUGCCAACAUGACCAAUGGGUUAUAUGUCCUUGACUUGGACAUGCCUGUCUAUAACAUAUCAGCCAAGAGGAACAAACCGAACGGUUUGAACCAAACAUAGCUAUGGCAUUGUAGAGUAUUGCUGAAACAAUGCGGAAGCUUAAAUAUAACACAUAAUCAAAUUGUUUUACAUUUUUCUGGGUUCUCGCCCGAAAAGGUAUUUAUUUAAUUAAAACAUCAUAAAUGUGGUCCACCAGCCCGUACAUCUCGUCACUCUCAUUGACCUCCGGGAUGGGCUCCAUGAUCAGUAUUGUUACCUGCGUGUAGCAAGUAAAACAAACUACACGCUCAGCGUCAGCUGAGGAAUACGCUAAUACAACAAUUCCAAGUUGAAUAGCAAGUAGACAUAUAAUUAUCAUGAUAUGACAUAAUAUAGCAUGUAUGCUCAAAUGAUGAUUGUGAUACGUAAUAAAUGUCAUACAUAGUCAUAAUGAUUGCAUUUGCUUGAUGAUGAAUUCAUGCUGUAUGAUUCUAGGUCACAAGGACAAGCCUUGAACUAUGAGAUUCACCCAUUUUGUACGACGAACUCACGCAGAAAUAGGGGUGGUACUCGAAAGCCUAAGUACCAUGUACGUACACUAAGCCUGGUCCGUGAUGUCGGACUGCUAAGUCCCGCACAAUCAAAACUACAAGAGACGCACUUCUGCCUGAUCUCUUGCACAUGCACACGAUGUGAUAUGUUUCAAUAUGGAUGAUGAAAUGAAUCACAUGAUAUGAACAAUUUGUAAACAACAUGAUUGGAUAAAUAUACUUUAUUUUAUUUGGAUGAAAUCUGAUAAAAAUAUCAUUUAAUUAAGCUACGGGACUCGGAACGGUCAACCGUUUGGUGCGAAUCUUUUUUUUUGACAUCUAAAAUACUUCUUUGAGUUAUUUUGACACUUAUGAUUAACAUA